Scylla paramamosain (green mud crab) is the source of this 9176-nucleotide messenger RNA. RefSeq names its product B-cell receptor CD22-like. The coding region runs from base 15 to 5111 and encodes 1698 amino acids. The record is from RefSeq and is a predicted model, not a curated record. Lineage: Eukaryota; Metazoa; Arthropoda; Malacostraca; Decapoda; Portunidae. The transcript has 26 exons.
GUAAGCCGGACGAGAUGCCAAGGGAAGGAAAAGUGCAGCGGGACGACAAGACUGGCCUGGCGGGGGAGAGCGUGAGUCUGUACUGCGAGGUGGACCGAGAGAUGUGUGGCAACGUGCACAGCAUGAAGUGGAGCAAGGGAUUCAAGAGGCUGUUCAUCUACUCAGAGGAUCCCUACGUGGAGAAUGCGGAGGGUUCUUUUUUAGGCAGGACGAUCUUCCACUACUCCAACGAGACGAAGAACAGCACCUUGGAGGUCUUCCCGAUGCGCAUUGAGGACGAGGGGGAGUACAGCUGUGAGAUCACCUUCUUCAAUGCCCACGAGGGUUGCGCGAUGGUGCAGUAUGUCAACCUCACCAUUCAAGCAUUACCGAGCUACCCGCAGCUGUCCUUCGAGGAUGGCUCACGAGUGCAGAACGCGACCACGGUGGGGCCUUUUGACGAGGCCGAGGUGCUCAUUCUUAACUGCGAGUCCUCGGGAGGCAAGCCGGUCGCGCAAGUCACAUGGUACAACGGAAGCCAUCCAAUUGCAGGAGAGUACUCAACCAUCAUGGACGAGGACGGCACGGGGACAGGCACAAACGUUCUUCGCCUCCCCCUGUCUCGGGCUGACUUGGGCACCACCCUGACCUGCGAGGCGAUGAACGAGGCCAUGGACUCUCCCCACAGCGCCUUCGUCACCGUGGAUGUCAAUGUGCCUCCUUUGUCUGUGAUCGCGUCGGGAGCUGAGUCGCCGCUGCAUGAGGGGGAGGAGGUGACCCUGGAGUGUGUGGCGAGGGGAGCCAGACCAAAAGCCAUCAUCACGUGGCUCAACGGAACAGUACCAGUGAAGGAUGCUGUGACGGAAGUUAAUAUGGAAGAGGAGUUUAGUGGGACUCGGAUGACUGACAACACGUACGAGUCCAGAAGUCGCCUGCAAUUCCACGCCACUCGCUUCGAGAACGAGAGGACCUUCACUUGCGAGGUCACCAACGUGGUCCUCGAAAACAGAAACCAGAAACCGAUGAGGAGAGAGGUCACCCUUGAUGUGCGGUACGUCCCCAUUGUGAAGGUGAGACCAGAGAACCUCACCGUGAAUGAGUCAAUGGACGUACUCAUCUUUUGCCAAUACAGCGCCAACCCCUCCCAGCUGACCCACGUGCAUUGGUACCAGGAUCUACGGCAGGUUGACGUCGCCGGGCAGCCAGGCAAGUACGGAAAUGGAAACGUGGACCACCCAUCACUGCUCAUCAAAAACACCUCCUCAUCAGACAUGGGAGAGUACACCUGCAGAGUCUCUAACGAAGUGGGAGCCUCGCGUGUCAUCAAUUCAGCCUACGUCAGCGUCCUGUUCCGGCCUCAGGUGCAGGUGGUGAUGGACCGCACGGAGCCAGUGUCUGAGGAGGACCGAGUCAACGUCACCUUGAUUUGUGAGGCGGUGAAAGCCAACCCGGUGGAACUGGUGAGGGUGCGCUGGUACCUGCAAGGCGAGCUGCUCAAGGAGUUGCCGGAGUGCGAUGGGAACGCAUCACUCUACGGCUCAAACUCGGAGCUGUGUGACAUCGACCCCGCCAGGAUGCUGCUCGAGAACGUCUUCAAGGAUUUCCACGGCAACUACUCGUGCGAGGGAAUGAACGAGGCAGGCUGGGGUCCGCGCUCCGCCGACGCCGAGCUGGUAGUGCAUUACGCCCCUGGACCAGCAUUCAUCAACAAACCCUCCUACGUGAAGAAGGGCACGUCGCUGGAGCUGACUUGCAACGUGGAGGACCCUGGAAGACCCGCCGCCAGCCAGUUCCGUUGGUUCCGUGGCAGUCACCUGGUGCCCGACGUGACCACCGCCACAUGGACCAUCAACCCCGUGUCCCUGGAGACGGAGGACAACUUCACCUGCGUGCCCUUCAACGUGGAGGGGGAGGGGGAGCGUGCCACCGUGUUCAUCGAUGUGCAAGCCGCCCCAGUGUUCAUCGACCGCCUUCCCCCUUACUACGGUGCCCUCAUGAGUGCCAAGAGGGUCUCGCUGUCCUGCCGCGUGGAGUGCUCGCCGCUCUGCUCCAUCGAGUGGCUGAAGAACGAUGAGCCGCUUCUCAACGACACCCACUACUCCAUCUCCACCCGCCGCCUGCCGCCUGACUCGUCUUCUGGUGACCUGGAAAGCGUCAGCUCGGAGCUCACCUGGCGGAUGGACAGGUGGCCAGGCGGGAUGCUGGACCGGGACCUGGACAAUGCUAACUAUACCUGUAACUCCUCUGGAAACGAUGCGGGCCCGGGCGUCAUCUCCCACACCUACUUCAGAGUGGAAUACCCGCCGGAGCAGAUCGUGGUAUCGGAGACGUACAUACAGGUCGGGGAGGGCGAGAUACCCCCGAAGGUGAUCUGCAAUGCUUCUAGCUACCCUGAACCCACCUACGUCUGGCAGCACGCGGGUCAGACUGUGUCCAUGGGCGCUGUGCUCAAUAUGGACUACCCCAUCAAGAGGAGUCGGGCAGGCGAAUACCAGUGCAUCGCUGAGAAUAGACACGGAGAGAUGAAGGCUGCUACCAACUUCGAUGUGCUGUUCAAGCCGGAGUGCAAGAUUGACCGGGAAGAUGGCGGCAGCGGGGAGGACGCGCACAUUCUGCUCAUUUGCCGGGCCGCUGCCAACCCCGAGGAGGUGGCGUUCAGAUGGCGACUUCUGAACGAGACCCUGACGCAGGACAUCACAUCAGAGGGCCUGGAGUCACGCUUACGUCUGCCAGCCACCUCGGAGUCCCUUGGCACCUACUAUUGCUACGUCAACAACACGCUGGGGGAGUCCAUUCCUUGCGAGAUCGAUGUUACAGAGAAACUGGCCGAUGACAACUUGAUCGUCAUCUCCGCUAUUGUCGCCGCCGUCAUCGUCCUCGUUAUCAUCAUCUGCGUGGUCAUCAUCGUCAUCUGCAGGCGACAGAGGCACGCUGGAAAAUACAACGGUACCAACAACUUGCAGGCGAGAGAGAACCCCGAAGGGACCUCGCCCCGCCCCGACCCCUUCUCCCCCGCCACUGUCCAACCUGUGCACAAGUGGCCGCUUCGCCCCGGCGUCCACGUGCACGUCAACUCACUCACUAGCCUGACUGACGACUGCAAACCCCUUCAUAACAAUAACACAGUGACAACCCUCUCCCCACCCUCCACCCAAGCCCCACCUCCACCCCCUCACCAUUCCCUCCCACACCAUCACCUUAACCACCACGCCAACCCUUACCACCAGCAGCAGUUACAGAAACAUCAGUACUCAAACAACCACAGUAAUCAUAAAGGAAGCUCCCACCACCACAAACACUCCCACGCCCUCCAGCCACACCAGCAGUACCCAACACUCGAGAACAAAAGGUCCGGGUCAUCCAGUCUUCGUAAAUUUAAAACAAACUCACAGACGCUCCCCCGUCAAACAUCAGCAGACAUUCCAAAGAGAGAGGAACGGAGCCCCUCCUCCCUCUCACACUCCCCAGCCUCCAACCCCAGCCCUCACCCCCACCCCCAACCUAACAGCCCACCAACUAACACUAACAACAGCAAAAACAAAGCUAAAAACUGUGACCUUGACGCAAACUAUCACACUGGGAACUCAGUCGUGGUACAGACCAAGCCAGACAGCAACGAGACCUCGACGACGGGACGCAAACGAAAAAAACCGGGUCAAGAUCCUGAAGGCAGUAAACCGCCCUCCACUGGCCACAAGGAUAAUGGAGUUCCAUCAUCACCCGACGAUGACACAAACAAACAGACUUUCUACGAGAACCUACCUUUCCACGGAAUGCAAGCUCCCCCUAACAAGGACGCCCCGGAAAACAUCGCGAGCACCUCCAUGGGCAGUCGACCGCCCAGCCAGUUGAGUCAGCAGGCUUCCUCGGGGUACGGGUCAACCCGUAGCAGAAAAGAUGACGUCACGCUUAUAAAGCCGAGCUCAGAGGAGAGCUCGAAAGUGACUGGAGGACGGGGCUCUAUCCCGAAAGUGGACGCCACCAGCACCGGUGUCCGUCGACAAAACUCUGAGUCUUAUGGAUCAAUGAGGAGUACGUCUGGCCGGCAGGCCAAGGGCCCGCUGGCCCGGACAGCAGCCUAUCUUUCGAUGCGGCUGCCUGGAGGCAAGAAGCGGGCGAGGGCGAAAGCAAGCGAGGACAGCCAUCAAAUGAUAGAAACACAACCGACCGUCAAGGCAGUGCCCAAUCAGACUCAGAACCAAGACCAAGCCAGAGGCGCUAGUGGGCCGCCACAGACCACACAGUUCACCUCUGAGACCAGACACGUGGUCACAUCGCGGCCAGAUCUCAACACAGUCACCGUGGAGACCAGCCAGAACUCGAAACUCACGGUCACCGCGCCUCAGGCCGAUCUAGAGGCCAACAACAACAACAUGUAUAGCGGCGCCUCUCGCUCUGGCGCGCCCUCCCGCGGACAUGGCAACGAGCGAUUCCAAGACCCGCGGACCUAUGACCCCGCGGGUACCGGCCUCCCCGUGCCGGCGCCGCGGAACGGGUCAAACGGUCGUGGGCACACCUACCAAAACCUCCCGACUUCUGUGCCCGCGGCAGAUGGCAGCGCGAGUGUUCAUCGGGCACCCCCGCCACCCUUUCCCCAGCCUGUAGUGUGUGAGAACCGAAAGACAGGCAGCUACGGAUCGGCUCAGAAUCCUACGCCUAGUUCAUCCUCCUCUUCCUCCUCUCCCUCUUCCAGUCACUACCCGACCCAGUAUCCUACCCAAUACCCGCCGCAGUACCAAAGAAAUCCUUCCCUGUACAAGCAGUAUCCUUCAUCCACAUCCCUGAAGGAGACACAACCAUCAGUCCCUUAUACCAAAUCAUCCAACUCACGCCAGUCAUUUUCAUCCUCCACGUUCCCGCACAGAAUGGAGAACCAAUCACAUCCUGCCACGUCAUACCCCAACACCACCCAUUCGCACACCGCCACGUCAUAUCCCAAUAGCCAAUCACACGCAUACCCGCAGCCCGCCAACACCCAGGCACAUCCACCCAAAUAUCCACCCGGUGUAGUAUAUGCAGAUCUCGCCUUAUCUCGUAAUGGUCAACCGAAUCACUACAGAAGAGAUCUCAAUACUGAAUACGCCAUCCUACAGUUUAAGGGGCCGGUUGUUGGACAAGAGAUCGACGUCUGAAAGCCCUUCAAAUCCAGCCUGGACGGGGGUGACAUGGAGUAUGCUGACGUAGACUACGCCACCUACAACUAUGGACCCAUCCCCUACAAGGCUGCCUCAGUCUCCAACGCCGAGGAGAAGAAGGCCGAGCAGGAGGCUGAAAUGAAAGGUGUGCCUGUCCGCCCUCCAAGGAAGAAGUAGUGAGCGGGAGGAAGGGACCAGCGGGAAGAAGAGAGGAUUACGUGCAGGACCGCAGGAGGAUCUUGGAGAGAAAACGAGAAAUGAGUGAAUAAAGUUGGAUAUUCUCUCUUUUUUUUUCCUGGUGUGUAGAGUUGAAACACGAGUGGUAGAUGAAGGUUCUUUGUAAAUGAACACCUGCGGGAACGAGGAAUACAAGACCAGGUGAAGAACUGCGAGAGAAAGGGAAGGGAAGGAAAAAUGAGCGAAAAGAAUGAGGUCCAACUGGAGAAAUGGAAAAGUUAACCGCAGAGGAACAAUGGAUAACAGAGGCACAGGAGAGAUGAAGAAAAAAAAUCAGGUUUACGGAAAUAACAGAAGCUGGUAAAAACAAAGCAAGGUAGCAAAGUGUGAAGGGCAAAGCUAUACCUCCUGCUAGUGCUGUGACGUCGUGGAGGCGCCGAGAAACCCACAGAGACCAAAGAACACUCGGUGGAAGUCGCCUCCUACCGGUCGGUGCCACGUUGGGCCGAGCUGACCAACAUCCCUCCAUAACAAGGGCGUUACCCAACCCUUGAAACCCUUACGUGCCUCAACCGAAUUCCUCACCACGGAAUCAGACGCUUUAUAAUGGUCACAUCCUCCUUAAAAGUCAAAAAGAAGAGGUUCGGUUGCCGGCCACGAAAGGAUCUCCGGGUUGCCAUGUCCUCGGUGAGUCCCUCUUCUGCGUUUUGUUGGGCGAUGUUGAAGGGGCGCCAAGUGCUUGUUGUUCUCACAGAGGCUGUUUGACGCACUACUAGUGUAAGAUAAACCCAGUGUUGUUUCUACGAGAUACACUUCUUGAAAAAAAAAAAAACAAUGAUUCAAGUCGCGUCGUCGAGUGAUAGAAAAAAUAAUGGAAACCUUUUAUCCUUGAAGACCAGUGGUUGUGGAGAGUUUUCGGGCUGAUUUUGGGGGGAGGGAAAAGUAGAUAGAAACAUUUUGAGGGUUCUGGGGAUGUGUUAGGGGUGUGGGGUUCUCUGGGGUUGUGUGCGACUCGCCCUCUCCUCUGGGACAUCCUGGUAGUCUGUCAACACCACCACGGGGCGCGUCUGCUGUUCUUCCAUGCAGUGUAAAUAGUGAAGAAGCACGAGUCACGAGUCACUGGUAACCUGUAGCACCGUCGGGGAUGUAAAGGUGGAGUACGCGUGCACUUCCCCGCCAGUGAAGAUAUUGAUAAGCUUUUAGUAAUUGAGUUUCUCCCUCUAAAAGCGUCCAGUGUGGUGUGUCGGGUGCUUGUGUCAUGAAAGAAAACUAGGAUGGACGGGACACGCUUCACCUUCGGCCGUGUUCUUCCAGUCUGUUGGUCGCCAUCAGGAGCCUCCGCGAACCUCGCUCUUCCUCGUGGUUCGUGCCGCCGUGACUGAGAUGACCGGUCAGUGCACUAGAGAAACACAGGCCGAGGGUCAAAAGAAAGUGAGGGAGGAAGACACAAGAACACGGGGGCGCUGAAGCUGAGCUGAAGCCGGGCAGCUUCGAGGGCAGAGCAGUGUAACCUUCACCUGUUUUCUACAGAGGCCCUCAUAGGAGGAACAGACACAUUCUCAAGCCCCGACAUGACGUGAUAUUGCUAGCGCCCCUCUGCCGCCACCCCCGCGGCCCAAUGAGGGAGCAGUCCUGUAUUCUUUUUUAUUAACAUUCUUUUUAUGAGGAGAGGGUGGUUAGCUACAAUAGUGCACACACACACACACACACACACACACACACACACACACACACACACACACACACACACACACACACACACACACACACACACACACACACACAUCUCUAGGGGGAGCCAGUCACGCGAGCCAAAGAUACAUAACUCAAAGCUUCAAGGGUCAGAGGGAGGCAGACGACCCGCCCCGCCUCGCGCUGCUCUCGGGCGCGUCGCCCCUGAGACACACGGGCGGCGGCCGGUCGCCCCCGUCCCCGGUGCUCCCCGGCCCCGCCGCACGCCGCUGAUGGGGCUCGCGAGUUGUUAGUCCAGGUUCACAGUGUUGACUCAGAGCCCCUGGCGCGGUGGCCGGUGACCGGCGGCCUGCCAGAACUACAAUUUUUUUUAGUUUUCUUGAUUUUUAAGUCGUCACUCGGAGCCUCCGUGCGAGGGGGUCCUGCCUUGAAAGUCGUCCAGGUGAGCGGACUAGUGAGGAGUGUUCACUCCCUUGAGGGAGACUCGCCAGGGCUGCGAGGCGGAGGCGGCUCCUCGCCGACGCAGGGCAGUGAACGUUCUGCCGCCAACGAGGACCAGCCUCAACACACCCGCCACGCUCCUGAGUCAGUGAGUGUGGAGUAUUUUGCGUCAUAAUGUUUGUUUCGUUGAUAAAUGAGAACCACCGCGAGACUUACUACUGCCAAGCAUCCCGCGAGUGUGGGGGGCCGCAGCCUCCCCGCGAGCCUCCCUCAAGGCAGCACGGCAUCAGCUUUGUACAUACCCUACGUGUAGCCCGUUGGCUCUCCUAGCUUACAUCAUAGUCCCAGUAAAUGUUUCUAGUUUAGUGUAAGGUAUAAAGAGAAAUUGAAAGGUGCCUAUUGUAUAGAGAAAGAAAAACGUAUAUUAUUAUUGUCGAAUUUCUGUAGGUGUCAAGCCAGUGUUGCAGAGAAAAUAAUUAAAACGUUUAAGAUAUACAUACAUUCGUUUUUUUAAGAGCUCUGUCUAGAUUUUAAUGAAGCGCUUUAGACCUCAAGAGAACGUGUAUAUAUGUGAGACUUUGUGACCACUUGUGAUAACUCAUAUAAUUACUACUAUAACCAAAACCUGAGGCGGCAAAUAGAACCAAAAUUAAUCGUAAAAAACAAACCAACCUAACCAACCCCGUCUUCUACAGCGGCGGACGAGGCUCACGGUCACUGCACAAAACCUCGUCGAGAGAAGAAAAAAUUGACUUGCUCGCCAUGUUCUUAGGUAUUCGUCCAAGCCCAGCGCCGCGUUGCAGAGCCCGGAGGAAGCAGCGGGACUCGGGCUUUCUCCUCUGCUAAUAUUAGGAAUCUUUCAUUUGUUCCUCACGUCCAUGCUAGCGAAUGGGAAACAGUAUUGCUGCACCUUUUCCUGCGGCUCAGUAACAUGCUUUUCUAUUGGUCACUAUUGGUAAUGCUACUGAAUUCAAUUUUCAAAAAGUAUCCCCUACCUUGCUUCCCUUUUUUUUCAAUUUCAAGUCUUUUCGUGUAUGGAAUAAUUUGAUUUCUGAUUUUUGUCUUCUUUCUUCAGGAUGAUUCUUUACAUAUCAAAAUGUUAAUAAAUUAUUACUGUAGCGCGACAUGUCCAAUACAUUGUACUCCUCGGAAGCCCCACCCUUGUUUCUUCCUUCCGUUGCUGUAGUGAAUUGAGAAUGUCUUCGUUACUACCUGUGUGUCCGCCAAUUCAGCGUGUGGGAAUUUGUUUUUCUCCCUCCCACCGGAACCCAAUGUUGUCAGUCAAGGUGUGUCAGUUACCAUUACAUAUGUUAAUUAUUCCUUACUUUCUUUCGUAUCUUUUCUCAUUCUUGGCUCGCGUCGGAAGGCAGCGAGGGAAAGAUCAUUGUCUAAGAGAGCACACACUAAACGUUCACUCUAGCUAGUCACAGUAGGGUAUAUAUAGAACGCAGGGAUUGUUAUGUUUGUACAGAGAGAGAGAAAAGAUGAAAUUAACUACGUACUAAACCGUUGUGUAUUUGGCCAAUCCUCUGAGCAUGUGAUUCAACAUCUCGUGAGGGCAACGCGAGGCCGCCAUGUUGUUAUUGUCGGGUUUGUCUGUUGCCAAGGCGAAGUGGAAAAAUAAAUUAUUAUUAAUACACAUAUACCUAACUUUUUAGCAUUUUUAUUUGUGCUUUCCUUGGUCAGUAAGCUUUUCAUCCUGGAUUGGCAACGAUUGAUAUUUUCUGUAAAAAGAAAUAAAAUGACUAUGUC